Molecule: messenger RNA, 1152 nt
Organism: Drosophila serrata
Lineage: Eukaryota; Metazoa; Arthropoda; Insecta; Diptera; Drosophilidae
Gene: imd
Product: death domain-containing immune deficiency protein
Biological process (GO): signal transduction
Molecular function (GO): protein binding
Source: RefSeq, a predicted model, not a curated record
AGUGGCCGGCCUUUGGGCUGAACUGGAAAUGACCGAUAGAACGUUAAAAAACGUAUUUUCAUUAUAAACAGGGUGCCUAGUGGUGGCACAAAUUCCUUAAUUCGAUUGACAUAAAGGUGCUAUCGAUAAGUCCCAUCCCCAUCGAUGGCCUGCCACCACUGACGCAAAGAAACACAAAGGCAAAAACCCCAAACUGUGGAAUUUCCGGAGACAAGAGAGCACAUUCAUCGCGGGAAGUUAUCAGCAAACAGCAUGCCGAAACUCAGGAACCUGUUGCCCACCAUUUUUGGCGGCAAGGAGGCCCAAAAUCCUUCCGAAGGACGCCUUGAAGCGGAUGCAGCGCCCGUAGACGACAGCGAGGGAGAUAACAAUAACAGCGGAGCUCUGGCGCUGCCCUCCAUCAGCACGCCGACUGCAUCGGCCGAUCUCACCGAGUCCGUGCUGCGCGAGCUCAGCGACCCCAACUACAACUCCAUGGACGUGGUGCAGUCCGCCAGUUUUCCGGGUACUGCGCUGACCAACAAUUCGCAAACAAACAACACGAUGAACGUGCACAGCGCUCAGCAACAGGUGGUCAUGAACUUCUCGAAUGCCAGCGGCCUGCACUUUGGCUCCGUCUACAACAUAAACCAGAACCUGAGCGCUAGCAGUUCGCGCAAGGGCAGCACAAGUGCCAACGAGGAAGGAGCAGUAAUGGCUUCACCGGAAGGCGGCAAGCGAUCUAUGGCCACCCGCAAAACGGUUAGCAUAGUGGCCAUGAUGCAGUCGCAGGAAGAGCCGGAUAUUCGCCUGCUAGACGUGGUAGCCACCCAUCUGGGCGAGGGCUGGAAGCAGGUGAUGCGGGAGCUUGGACAGUCGGAAGGACAGAUCGAUCAGGCGAUAAUAGAUCAUCAAAUGCAUGGAAAUAUCAGAGAGGUGAUCUACCAGCUACUGUUGCAGUGGACGCGCAGCGCGGAGAACGGUUCGGCUACUGUUGGACGACUCACCACAGUGCUGUGGGAGUCCCAGCAUCGCGAUUGCGUGCAGAGAAUGAAACUGGUUUGGAAGGCACUGGAGAAGCGCAAGACGAACAGCUAGCCAGAGUCUGUGGAAUACAUUUAACAACCUCGACUAUUAGCGAAAACUAUGCAUUCGGAGCAGCCUGUCAUCUCG